This is a messenger RNA of Rosa chinensis, 2267 nucleotides long. Its product is annotated as protein NRT1/ PTR FAMILY 8.3. NCBI's taxonomy places the organism in Eukaryota, Viridiplantae, Streptophyta, Magnoliopsida, Rosales, Rosaceae. The transcript has 4 exons. Bases 445 to 2028 code for a protein of 527 amino acids. The record is from RefSeq and is a predicted model, not a curated record.
UGGUCCCUUCUUGGCCUGGUGGCCUUUGCUUUAUUUGUGAAGACUACUAGGUCCAAGGAUCGACUGGCAUCACCAAACAACAAGAACCAAAAAAAAAGCAUGAUGUUGUACCAAAAAAAAAUUCAUAUACUCGGGCAAGAUUGAUAGAACCCCGGGCCGCCCCUGUCAAUAGCAGUAACAAAACCAAAUUCUCUGUCGUACGUCUUAGUCCCACUACCCAGACACCUACUUUCCUCUCUACUUUGUUUUAAUUUGUAAAGAUCCAAUAAUGCAUGUCCGGCCAGCUCUCCUUCACGGCUUCCCCUCUCUAUUUAGCCAGCCUCUGCCAUAUGUUCUUGCCUCGCUCUUUUAUAUUUUGGGAGGUUCGUGCUUCGAAAAGCAGGCUCGAUUGGGCGCUUCACUGGGCGCUUCACUUCCCCUACAUCCGUUCGAGACUUUCACACAAUGCCCAGAAUACUUGCAAUAGUGAGAGACUGGUUUCAAAAUUACCGCUACUUUUCCAAGGCUACAAUAUGCAUCCAGGGUUUGGUUUUCAGCCAUAGCUUCGCAACCCAUGCCAUAGUAUCUAUAUUGAUAACGUACCUUACGACUAUGUGGAAGUAUCCACAUGCUCAGACAGCUGUUGUAGUGAUGAAUAUGCAAGAUGGGGUAUUAGACAUUAUGGUCAUUAUCCUCGCGCAUAUUCCUCGCACGUACAUCGGUUUGUUUAGGGUAAUUGCCACCACCAAUGCUUCAUAUAUUAUUGGGCUUCUUCUGUUAUGGCUUUCUGCUGGGUAUAUGAGUGACGGUACUGCAUCUAGGGUAUUCUAUGGAGCUAUGGUACUCGUAACAUUAGGCGAAGCUGGGCGGUGGGCUGCUUUGCGAGAAUUUCUGGAUGAACAAUAUUCAAGAGAACAAAAUCAUGCGGAACGCACAUAUGAUGAAAAUAAGGAUAAGAAAGAAGCUUUGUGGAUGCUUCCUUGGUUUUUAGGUGCAGUGAUUCCUCUUUUCCUUUUAAAAACAACUUGGCCACAAAGAUUCAUGAUAUCAACAAUUGCAAUGACGGUUUCUUAUUUAGGAUUCUUGUUGGGCUUUCCCUAUUAUUUCACUUACAAUAUGACUAAUACUGAACAAGGCCAAGAUGCUCGCCCAGAAGAAGUCAAUUAUCUAGAACAAGCACCAAGAGUCCCUGAACCAACAAGGUCAGGAAAUGUACGGAGACUGAUCAAUAUAUUAAGGAAAGAUGAACGUUUUCUCAUAGAGGCAUUAGCUAUAUGGUUAGCCUUCCUCCUUGCAUACAGUGUUGUAAAGGCAGCAGGAAGCACGUUCUUUUUUCAACGAAUGGAUUACUUGGAUAACCCUUUCGAUAACUAUGAUCCUGCAGUCUAUCUCAAUGUGUUUGCCUCAUUUUCAAAGUGGUUGAUCUCAUUUCUAUGGAACUUAAUUCCAAGGAAUUGGAAACCAUCGCGGCUGAGGAUUUCGUACGGAAUGGCUUGUAUUGUGCUUUGUUGUCUUGUUGCUUGGCAAGUUGAGAGCUACAGGUUAAACACUACAAAUAUGAGCAUCUUUUGGUUGGUUCCUCAGUUCUUCUAUUUAGGAGUCAUGGAAGGCCUAGCCAUGUUUGGAAUGAUCGAUUUUCUUGUUGAUCGAGUGUCUGCAGGUGAUAAAGUAAUGGUCGCAUAUUAUGGAUCCCACACCACUGUGUUGAUCAUAGGUAUUGGAAAAAUACUUGUUGGUCUUAGUGUUUUGGCGCUCAGAGGAAGCUGGUUUGAUGACAACAGCUUAGAUGCCAGUCAUCUUCAUAAAUAUUACAGAGCAUUAACAACCUUAACUUCUGUUGUCUUCUUCUUCCACUGUUGUAUCGCCUUUUACUAUUACACUAGGGAAGAAUUACAAGAUGAGACGCCUUCAUCGGUGACAAUUGAGAUGGUGAAUCAGAAUCAGCCACAGAUAGACCCGUCGCCACAUAACCCUGAUAAUGCAUUUACUGAGACGCUUGAUGACAGAGUUGGGUUAUCUUAUUUAUUGGGACAGUUUGUGGGUCAAUGAUUUAGCAUUAAGAGAAUUAGAUUAAUAUUCGCUGAGUUUGGUAUUCAUCUUGGGUUGUGGUCGGAAUUGUUUUCAUUCUGCUGCGAGAAUAUGUAGUAAAUUGUAGAACCAUUUACAUUAAUGAAUCAUGCUUGUAUAGGGAAAAGGAGUUUUGUUGUAUGUAGUUAAAACUUCUUCACACAUAUAAUCCGAUCUAUAUGUUUAAUAAAAAGAGUUUCUAUUAAGACCUCUAAAUUUUC